Molecule: messenger RNA, 2521 nt
Organism: Vanrija pseudolonga
Lineage: Eukaryota; Fungi; Basidiomycota; Tremellomycetes; Trichosporonales; Trichosporonaceae
Gene: LETM1
Product: Mitochondrial proton/calcium exchanger protein
Exons: 5
Coding region: 185-2470 (761 amino acids)
Biological process (GO): intracellular monoatomic cation homeostasis
Cellular component (GO): mitochondrial inner membrane
Molecular function (GO): calcium ion binding; ribosome binding
Source: RefSeq, a predicted model, not a curated record
ACAUUAUCGACGCACGCAUCGCACACUUCUUGUCACUCUUUCUUCUCAUCCACUCGGCGCUCAACAACCCGUCUCUCCUCGAGCCCCGGCCAAACGCUCAAAACAAAAACGGCCCAAAGGCCAUCAACACGGCCAAAGCGCCAGCCCCGCCCCCCACCACCACGACUCUAGGCUCAAAGCCGAAAUGUUCACUUCGACAACGAGGGCCACGUCGACCACCACUGCUGCCGCCGCCGCCGCCGCUCGCGGAGCCCGCAUCGCACGCCGCAGCAAUGCACGCACACUAGCAUCCACGUCGAGGUCGCGCAGCCUCGUCAGCCCCGCGACGCCGACGCAGGUAGCGCUCCGCGCUAUCGGAGCUCCGGCUGCGGUCGCUGUCGGCCUCCGACACGUUCCUUCCUUCCUGCCCGUGCGGUUGUAUUCCACCGAGACGCGCACCACGACGACAACGACAACCCCGCCCUUGCCGUCUCCUGCGCCGGCACCUUCCGAGAAGGACGCCGCUGCCGCCGUCCCCGUUCCCCCGCCUGGCGCUCCCGCGCCGCCUGUCCCCGCGGCGUCUGAGAAGCCCACCGAGGUCGCCGCCGCCGCUGCUGAGAAGGAGAAGGAGGUCGCCAAGAAGGACAAGAAGCCCACCGGCCCUUGGCACUCGCGCGCCUGGGCCGUGGUGAAGAAGGAGCUCGCCCACUACUGGGCUGGCACCAAGCUCCUCGGCCAGGAAAUCAAGAUCUCGUCAAAGCUCCAGUACAAGGUGCUGCAGGGUGGCUCGCUCACGCGCCGUGAACGCCGUCAGCUUCGCCGUACCACCACCGACAUUCUCCGCCUCGUCCCGUUCUCCGUCUUCGUUAUUAUCCCCUUCAUGGAGUUCCUCCUGCCCGUUGCGCUCAAGCUCUUCCCCAACAUGCUCCCGAGCACGUUCGAGGGCCAGCUCGCCAAGGAUGAAAAAGAGCGCAAGCUCCUUCGUGUGCGUCUUGAAAUGGCAAAGUUCCUGCAGGAGACGGUCCGCGACACUGGUCUGCAGGCCGACGGUGUGGUUCACAGCGAUGAGUUCAAGGAGUUCUUCCGCAAGGUCCGUUCCACUGGUGAGACUCCCUCGGACGAGGAUGUCAUCAAGGUCGCCAAGCUCUUCAACUCGGACAUUACCCUCGACAACCUGUCCCGUCCUCAGCUCGUCUCCAUGUGCAAGUACAUGAACAUCAACGCCUUCGGUACCGACAACUUCCUCAAGCACCAGAUCCGCAGCCGUCUCGAGAAGAUUCGUGUCGACGACAUGAUGAUUCACGCCGAGGGUGUCGACUCGCUCACCACCAAGGAGCUCCAGCACGCCUGCCAGUCGCGCGGUAUUCGUUUCCAGGGCAUGUCGCCUGCUCGUCUCCGUGAGGAGCUCGAGCAGUGGAUCAACCUCCACUACACGAACAAGAUUUCCGGUGUCCUCCUUAUUCUGUCCCGCGCCUUCAACUUUGACAACAAGGGCGACGACGUCAUGAGCAGUCUUGUUACGACUCUGUCGAGCUUGCCCGAGUCGCUCGUUAGCGAGGCUGAGCUUCACGUUUCGGGCGACAAGGCUACGUACAAGGAGCGUCUCGAGGUUCUCCAGCAGCAGCAGGAGCUCAUCGAGGACGAGGCCGAGCAGGAGCAGGAAGAGCUUGAGGCCAGGAAGAAGGAGAAGGAGGCCAAGGAGGCUAAGGAGGCCGAGGAGGCCGCUGCCAAGGAGGAGGAGGCCAAGGCUGCUGCUGCCGCCGCUGCUGCUGCUGCCGAGCCUGCUGCCACCCCCGCCGAGGCCGCCACUGUCACAGCCACUGCAUCUGCUACUCCCGAGGCUUCUGUUACCGCCGAGGCUCCCGCUGCUGAGGCCGCUGCUGAGCCUGCUGCCGCCGCCGCCGAGCCCGUCGCUGCCGAGGAGGACGACGCCAAGAUGACCAAGGAGCAGCUUGGCGAGCUCGCCGAGGCGCUUUCGAUUCUCACUGCCAAGUCUUCGAUCAUCAAGGAGCGCGACGAACUCCAGGCCCUCUUCGAGGACAACUUGUUGUCCGAGGCCGAGUCCAAGGAGCGCCCCGAGGAGCACGACUCGAAGAGUGUCGCUCUGUCCAAGCGUGUUCGUUCUAUGAUCAAGAAGGUCGAUGCCGAGCUUGAGAAGUACGACGAGCGCGUUGGCGCCUCGCUCAAUCUGAUCAACACCAACCACAAGGGCCAGAUCUCGCUCGCCGACCUCAAGUCGGCUCUCCGUGUCAUCAAGCACGCACCGCCCGAGGAUGUUAUCGAGGGUCUGGGCAAGAAGCUCGACGUGGACCAGGACGGCUUUGUCGACCUCGACCACGUUCUCGAGCUGACCCAGGACGACGGAUUGGGCAUUGUCAUUGACGAUGCCGCGUCCGACCUGGUCAACAAGGGCAAGGACAUUCGUCACUCGACCGACGUCAAGGAGGUCAAGGAGCUCAAGCCCAAGCGCGAGGACAUUAUCUCGGAAUAGAUAGAAACCACUCACCAGUAGCAAUAUAUUCAAUGGCAUUUCAUUCGCAUG